Molecule: messenger RNA, 2172 nt
Organism: Mercenaria mercenaria
Lineage: Eukaryota; Metazoa; Mollusca; Bivalvia; Venerida; Veneridae
Product: ELL-associated factor 1-like
Exons: 7
Coding region: 116-832 (238 amino acids)
Biological process (GO): regulation of transcription elongation by RNA polymerase II; positive regulation of DNA-templated transcription
Cellular component (GO): super elongation complex
Molecular function (GO): transcription elongation factor activity
Source: RefSeq, a predicted model, not a curated record
UGUAUUUGGAAUAUCUUGGACUAGACCGUGCAGUUGUUCCCUGAGGAAACAGCUGUUGUUGAAAAUUAUAAAAAAUUGUUAAAUAUGAGUUGAUAAAGUCAAGUUUAAUUUUAAAAUGACUGAUAAAUCAUUGUCUGUUGACAAUAAACCACAUGAGUUAAAACUAGGGGCAAGCUUUGAUCCAAAAUCUGGAGUGGCUUACCAUUCCAUAAGAUAUGAUUUCAAGCCGGCAUCUGUCGAUACAACUCAGGAAGCUCAAGUAGAUAUAGGUCAAGGUCAUCAUGUGACAUUGACAGUCCCACAUGUUGAAGGUUCAGGGAAGGCACAUACUGUGUAUAAAGGCAACAAGCGACCAGUAUCUAAAGAGUGUGUACUUAUCAUAGAUCAUGACACUGGGAUGUUCACUCUGGAAAGACUCACAAAUAAUAUUAAUGUCAAGAAGACAAGGAUGGAAGGGAGCAGUAAAGUGCCUGCUGCAGGACGACCUUUGACGCCAGUUGAUCCCCGAUUGAAAAGUUCUCCUGGAAAGACAAAAUCUAGUCAAAGCCCGUGUGUUCAACAGAAAGCACCUUCUCCACCACCUCCGCCGCCAGCCAAAGCUGCAAAUGAGUCAUUGGUCGGUGAAAUCAGUGACAGUUCAAGCGGCUCUGACCUCUCAUCAGAUUCGGACAGUGAUGCUGAAAACGAUACUAUAGAUACAGGACGACCCCCAGUGCCAAUGACAGCAACUCAACCAACAGUUCCUCAACAAACAACAAAAUCAAGUGAUAUAAGCAUGAGCAUGAUUAGUGCAGAUCUACAACUCAGCGAUUCUGACAGUGACAGUGACUGACAGCAGUACAACAACAUUUCAUUGUGUAUUGUCCUUAAGAUGAGGUUUUCACAGGUUUUAGGGAUACAUGUAUAGACCCGUGUGAUCAUUGUUUAUUGUCCUUGUGAUGAAGUUUUCAUUGUUUUGAGGGUCACAUUUAUAGACCCAUGUCAUCAUUAUGUAUGGUCCCUGUUAUCAAAUUGGCCAUGGAAGGCCUGUGUGAUCCUAUUUUGAGGUCAAUGUUUCCAAAGUAAAAAAAGAAGAAGAAAAUGCCAUAUUUCCAAACUACUACGAUGUCUUUGUACAGUUCAAGUAUUCACUUAUUAUGUUGACAUUUCACAUGACAACGUCAAGGCAAUCAUUUUUACAGACAACGUGGUCACUCAGUGUUGUGCAUGAGAUUUUUUUCUGUCUACAGGACGAGCAUGAUUUGUUUUAGUUAAGCAAUUGCCGGGUACUUUAUAUUGUACAUUAUAUGGUUAUAUACAGUGGUCAUAGUGACAAUAUUGUUGUGAUCAUGUGAUCAAGUUCAAUGGUUUCACUGAAAUUUGUUUUUUCUUAUGUGAAGAAGCAGUCCAACUGGCUUGCAGAAUCUUUGUGGUUCUACCAAGGUGAUUUUUGAGGCCUGCAAUAAUGUCUAGAAUGGUACCUCGGGUCCUCCACCAUCAAAAACUGGAAAAGUUGUCAAAUUUUAUUAAGGCGACUCUUAACCCAACAAAAACAAAAAACAAACAUUUUCUUACUUGUUUUUUCUUCUGGACAGUUUCUUAUGUUGAUAUAUUUUCUUAUAAAGUGAUUUUCCACGGACAAGUUUUAAUCAGUCGGAUUCUGUUAUAUACUUAUUUACUUUGAAAGAGUUGAAACUUUUAUGAUAUGCCUGCUUGUGAUAAUUUGAAUCAUGGCAUUAAGCCAGUUAUUGGAAUUCUUUGCUUUAAGGUAGUUCUGCACAUUUGAUUUACAAAAAGUCAAGAUUUUACGUCAUUUAUCCAGAAAACAUACACUAAAACCUGUGCCUGGCAUAUGGAGAAGUAAAUCUUCCUAAAAAUGUCAUCCGGUUUGUUUGUAAAAACGGCAACAUUAUUUUCUUUCUAAAUAUUAAAAUGAUACAACAAAAAAGUUGAGACAUGAAAUAAUUCUGAAUUUUCUUAGUACAUGUAUAUCAAAAGUUUUGAGAAAUAAGGUUAAUUAAGUUCUACAUUAUAGAAAAAAAGAUCCGUAUGUGCAGAACUGCCUUAAACUGCCCUGUGUAUCUGUAUUUCUACAUUUGUUUAAAAUGUCUAGUGUGAUGAAAUGACAUAAAUAUAAGUUUUGAGAUUUUUUGAUGUGAUGUAAAUAAAUGUUAUCUGUGAUGAAGUUAUAAA